AUGAGCGACACCAUUACACUCAUGUGCCUUGUUCGCGGCGAGUCGUCUGAUCACGCAUUCACAGUUAGAAUCAAUAAAUCAGAGUUUGUUGCAGACCUCAAGAAAUUGAUAAAGGCCGAGAAGCAACAACCAUUUGACGGAAUUGAUCCUGACAACCUUACGCUCUGGAGAGUGUUUAUCCCA
Molecule: messenger RNA, 183 nt
Organism: Paraglomus brasilianum
Lineage: Eukaryota; Fungi; Glomeromycota; Glomeromycetes; Paraglomerales; Paraglomeraceae
Source: the annotation of a GenBank genome assembly